UGAAGAUGCAAACUGAACUCCCUUCCACUACAUCUUCAGGCGGCAUGUCGCACACCUCUUCGAAUUCAUGCUCGGAUCUCUCCAGCUUUCUCCAGCCGCUUAGGAUAGGGAUAGAUACCCUGUAUGAAUUGUCAUACCGCCUUUCCUUAACCUACAGGAAGUUGGCGGCCUCUCCCGAACACUUUUUCCCCACUCCCAUCACCCGACUACCAACCGGCCUGGAAAGAGGCCGGUAUCUCGCAGUUUAUGUUGGUCUCUCAUAUCUUCGAGUGGCAUUUAUCGACUUGUUAGGUGAUCAACAGCGCGUACGACGAACACUAGAAAAGGCUUGGCCAAUCGAGGAGCAUCUGCGAAGAGAUCGCGCUCCAGAUCUGUUUACCUUUAUAGGAGACUGUAUUGCAGAUGUUGUCCGAGAUAGCUUGAAUAGUCCAACCGAAGAUGUACCCCGCGAGCUCACGACAGGUAUCUCUUUUUGUUUCCCUAUCAGACAAAAAUGUUUGAACGAGGCUAUUCUGAUGCCGACAGGGAAAGGCUUCGCUUUGAAGACAGAUCUUAACCUGCACCAGGCCUUGCUAGAUGGCUAUGAGCGUCACACCUGGUCCCCUGGCGAAGAUGAGCAGCGGAUACCUGCCAAACGACGAAAGCUCUUCAACCUUCCCAGAUUAAGGAUUGCAGCAAUGACGAAUGAUACUUCGUCAACGCUUUGCUCGCUGGCAUAUACCAUCCACUCGUUCCCAAAUACACGCGCCGUAAUGGGCCUCAUUGUGGGUGCUGGUUCCAAUGCUACUCUCCCAAUAAAGAUAGCCGACCUGGAUGAACGAAAAGUCCAGCAUAUUCGCGAGAAGGAUCCAGAUGCACUGGAGGCUCUGGUGUCAACGGAGUGGACUUUAUCUAGCGCCUCUGCGCCAAUCUUCGAGUUGAAUCUUCGAACUAAAUGGGAUACGGAGCUUGACAAGCAUUGUCAAAGGCCAGGCUUCCAACCUUUGGAGUUGAUGGUCGGGGGAAGGUAUAUUGGUGAGCUCGUGCGACUCAUCGCAUUUGACUGGUUUCAUGGUGUGCUAGGUAUUCCACGCUCAGCAUUGCCUGCAAAACUGGUUACAGAGUACUCGCUUUCGACAGAUUUCCUUUCUCUCAAGGUAGCUUGCAACCAGUGUGAUGAGCGAUUGGCAAUGGAGUUAUCUCAGGAGUUGCCGCAGCCUUCCACGAGUGACUGGUGUUGGACACCGGAUUCCUCUCGGGAUCUUCGUGUCAUUGCAAAUUAUGUCCAGGACAGAGCGGCUUCCCUAGUCGCAGCAGUUAUCGUUGGUCUUCUUGUAUGCGCACGAGAGAUUGCUUUACAGCCUCCUCAAGAUCUAGAAGAAUCCAUAGCAUCGAAUACUUCGAACCGAAAAAAACGGACUGAUGAGUCCACAACAAGGUGGAUAAAUGGCCCGGAAGAACUGGCUGUAGCCGUUUCUGGCGGGGUCAUGCAGCAUUAUCCACACUACAAAGAAAAGACACAAAGAUACAUAGACCAGCUUCUGAUUCGUGCUGGUCCACAGCAAGAGGGCAAAAGUAUUUUUCUUCGAGAUGUGAAUGAUGGAGGACUAAUAGGCACGGGAAUCUUAGCAGGAACUACUACUGGGGAGAUCGGGGGGAUUAUAGGCUCCACAUUUGAAAUGUGAAUCUUGCAUUCCACAUAUAACUAUUUUGUAGAAGGAAAUGCUUGCCUUCUAGAUGUAACUUCCAG
Messenger RNA from Aspergillus pseudotamarii, 1729 nucleotides. Its product is annotated as hexokinase family protein. NCBI's taxonomy places the organism in Eukaryota, Fungi, Ascomycota, Eurotiomycetes, Eurotiales, Aspergillaceae. The record is from RefSeq and is a predicted model, not a curated record. The transcript has 2 exons. Gene Ontology annotation, cellular component: mitochondrion; cytosol. Bases 6 to 1664 code for a protein of 552 amino acids. Gene Ontology annotation, biological process: intracellular glucose homeostasis; glucose 6-phosphate metabolic process; glycolytic process. Gene Ontology annotation, molecular function: glucokinase activity; fructokinase activity; mannokinase activity.